Penicillium chermesinum is the source of this 450-nucleotide messenger RNA. RefSeq names its product BET domain-containing protein. The record is from RefSeq and is a predicted model, not a curated record. The transcript is spliced from 2 exons. Bases 1 to 450 code for a protein of 149 amino acids. NCBI's taxonomy places the organism in Eukaryota, Fungi, Ascomycota, Eurotiomycetes, Eurotiales, Aspergillaceae.
AUGCAGGAAGCCCUCAUGAUCAUUCAGAAUAAUGUCCCCAGUCUUAAGGGAAGCAACGAAGCCGAAAUUGAGUUGGACAUUGAUGAAUUGCCCAAUGACGUCUUGCUUAUGCUGUUGAAGUUCGUCAAAAAGAACGUUCCCAGCAUUGUGGAUGACGAAGACCCGGCGCCUGCUAGCGUCCCCGCUCCCAAGGCAAAGAAAAACAAGCCCAUGAGCAAGUUUGAACAGGAAGCCCAGAUCAAUAUGCUUGAGAGCAACCUCUCCCGUUUCCACGGAGGCGGUGGUCACUCUCCCGACCCCGUUCCUUCCGUCGAGGCCAAUGAGUCGAGCGAUGACGAAUCUGAGGAUGACUCUGAGGAAAGUGAAGAGGAUAGAGCUACUCCAGCCUUAAGCUUUGCUGCGUUCGUGCUUGUCUCGUUCCGCUGGCUUGACGGAUGUAACUUGCUCUGA